UUCAAAAUAGAAAAAAAAACCCUAGUUUUCUCUGUCUCUUCUUCUGCUGCGCCGCUGCUCUCUAGAUCUGAGGGUGAAAAGACCAAACCUUCAUCCAUUUUCCAUCAUCUUGCUUCACAAAACCCUUUUCCAUUUACAUAAAUCGUAAACCCAUACCAUCCCUUACCUUCAAUCUCCUGCAAAUCGUGUUUCUUUGAAGAACUCUGAAAGGUUUGUUGCCUCUAAUCAUGUUUCUUAGCUUCCUGAACUGGAAUGGUUUAUAUUCAACUGUUAGAUACUUGAGUUUUGUUAGUGAUAUCUGUUUCUAUAUGGCACAAGCAUAUAUUCCAUGGAUUUUGUGAUCUUGCAGAAGAUUAAAGCCGAUUAAAGCCGCCCGCUUUACCGCUUAAACCGAGUAGACCUUGGUCGAAAAUGGUUCUAGGAAUUGCAACCGUGGGUUUCUGCGGUUUCAGGUUUUGAGACCGAUUUCCGACACCGCUGUCCAGCCGUAGUUUGUACAACUGAAAGUUGAAACGGCACUGAAAGUCUGAAGUGCAAUCUAUCAUUGUGACUCACAAAUCCCAAUUUUUUUCAUAUUCUUUCUCAUCAAUGGCUUCUUCAUCUUCUGCUCCGCAGAAUCGAACGUCAGUUUCACCUGAACUUCAUCCACAUCUCUCCCCUGCUCCAACAUAUAAAAAUGAUUUGAUAGAAUUUGCUUUGAGGUCAAAAAUGAAAUCUCCUGAGUUUUUUGUGCGCAACAAGGGAUCAUCCCACGCACCUGCGUUUGAAUCAACUGUGAUGGUGGGUGAUUUGUUUUUCACUUCGCAACUUACUUUCUUCCAUCGAAAAGCUGCUGAACAAGAAGUUUCUCGAUUCGCGCUGGAGCACCUUACCAAGAAGAUUAAAGACGAGGCAUACUCUAUUAUGAGCGAGGCAGUGACAUUUUGCAAGGCCGUGCUGAAUGAUUAUGCUUCGAAGCUGAGAAUACAACUACCUACAUAUAACUCUGUGGAGUACAUAGAGGUGAUUCCAUAUUUUCUAUGUACCCUGGAUUUGAAUGGUACAAGUUACACUGGAGUUGCAGCUAGAAGAAAAAACGAUGCAGAGGAAUUAGCAGCUCGUGCAGCUAUUCUUUCAAUCCUCGGUAACUCUAACUCGGGGGUUUUGCUUGCUCAGAUAAUCAAGACAAAAGCCGAACUCUUAGAUUCCAUCAAACCAAAAGCCUUGCAAUCUACAUGUGAUAGUGUACUUGUCUUACCCGAGGAAUCUUCUGAACGUUCUUCUUUGCUUCUUCAGCUAUCUGGUGCUAAAGACAAGGAUGAGAUUGAAAUGGCAUGUCCUGAGUCUGGCCCAAUUAUUUCCAUAUCCCAACAGCCUGAGAUGCAAACACAUGAACCAACACCUGAAGCUGCAAAGUCUUCAAAUGAGCCUGAGCAACCAAGUGUUGCACUUCCUAUUGAUACUGGUGUGAGUGCAAAAAGGCGUCGAAGGCUAAAAUACAAGGCUAACAAGAAGGCACGGAUAGAAGCUGAGUUAAAAGUUUUGAAUGAUAGUUCUUGUGUGGCACAGUAGCAAUUUGGGAAGUGUGGUGGAAAGCUUUGAAUGAUAGUUCUUAUGUAAAAAUGUAGGAUUAAAUUUCUUGUUCAGUGACCGGAAAAAACUUAGUAAUGUGUUUGGUGUUUUAACUUAUUUACUUUUGCUGGUAUUAGUUAAUGACUUCCUAGUCUUGUUUCUUAAGUAGUAAAUGUGUAACAGUUUGGAUGUUGGAUCUUAGGCUAUGUUGUAACAAGUUAAUUUCAAGUUUUUCCUAGUUGUGGGGAAUGUGUUACUGCUUAUUGUUGUUAAAGUGCAGCUGAAAAGUUUAAUAUUGUAGCAUGAAUCUA
Messenger RNA from Medicago truncatula (barrel medic), 1862 nucleotides. RefSeq names its product double-stranded RNA-binding protein 3. The coding region runs from base 589 to 1551 and encodes 320 amino acids. NCBI's taxonomy places the organism in Eukaryota, Viridiplantae, Streptophyta, Magnoliopsida, Fabales, Fabaceae. The record is from RefSeq and is a predicted model, not a curated record. The transcript has 5 exons.